Messenger RNA from Parastagonospora nodorum SN15, 168 nucleotides. RefSeq lists its product as hypothetical. Lineage: Eukaryota; Fungi; Ascomycota; Dothideomycetes; Pleosporales; Phaeosphaeriaceae. The transcript is spliced from 2 exons. The record is from RefSeq and is a predicted model, not a curated record. Bases 1 to 168 code for a protein of 55 amino acids.
AUGGCGAGGGGGGAUGUUCGAGCCUACAACUACUACAACUACUACAACUACUGCAACUACUACAACUACUACAACUACUACAACUACUACAACUACUGCAACUACUACAACUACUACAACUACUGCAACUACUACAACUACCACAACAACUUGCAUACCCCACUUUGA